CCUAUAUAGGCCAGUCCGUGCAGAGUACUCGAAGGCUGCAUUCGAGUGUUAUAGUUAAAAGUGGUGUCUUGUACUGUAUCAUCGCGUCGUGAUGGACCGGCUUCUGUGUUUUCUAGUCGUAUUUGUUGCUUCAAUUGCAGGAAUACUGGCAGCUCGAGAUUCGUCAUGUCCAAGAAUAUGUACCCCACAAGGUUAUGGCGAUCCUGUAUGUGGUUCGGAUGGGCUUAUCUAUCCUAACAUAUGCGAACUUAAAAAGAAGACUUGUGGGAGAGGUGUUACACUAGCAAAAGAUCCAAAACUUUGUAUGCGCUCCUCGGACUCCAAAUGUGAACACAGAUGCGGAUCGGAAAAGGAUCCUGUGUGCGGAACGGAUGGGAGAACAUACUUAAACCGUUGCAUGUUACAAGUGGAAAUAUGCCGGAUCGGAAUUAACUUGUCGCACUUAGGCCCUUGUAAUAAUAUUAGCGCACACCGGGAGAAUUGUCCAGUAGACUGCAAGCAAGCACCUCAAGAUGGUCCCAUUUGCGGAAGCGAUGGGAACGUUUACAAAAAUACGUGCCAAAUGAAGCUCUUAACUUGCGGACAAGGCGUAGUACGAACGAAUAAAAAAUACUGCCAAACUACCAGACAUUGCCGGGAAUCGUGCUGGAGAAACGCCAGACCUGUUUGCGCUUCCGAUGGAAAAAUAUAUUCGAAUAUUUGCAGAAUGAAAUCCAAAAACUGCGGCAAACACGUGUUCGAAGUACCAAUGGCUUUCUGCAGCAGCCAAGAGCGAACCUCGCACAGUUUGAGCUGUCCUUCAGGGUGCGCUAAUGAAAUUGAGAAAGCCACUUGCGGUUCGGAUGGCAACAUAUACAAAAAUGAAUGUGAGAUCAAACUGUUGAAUUGCGGGUCAGUUAAGUGGAACUUCCUCCUUUCUUAUUCAUUGCAUGCUUUACGUUUCAGAUCUUCGAAAAAAGUUACAAAAGUUGAUUUGGAUAAAUGUCAGGCCAAAAUGACAAAAUGCCAUAAAGUCAAAUGUUCGGCGGAAUCUGACCCCGUCUGUGGUUCUGACGCCAUAACCUACAUGAACCAGUGUCACCUAAAUCGGGCGACUUGUCUUAAAGGUGUGCAAUUUGCUCAUCUUGGAAACUGUACUACAUUAAAAGAAGUUAAGCCAUGUCCUAAACAGUGUAAUGAUGUAUCUGAAGAACCGGUGUGUGGGUCGGAUGGUAAUGUUUAUAAGUCACUGUGUGAGAUGAAAAAGGAAACUUGCGGACAGUUGGUAAUAGAAGUUCCUCUCCACCAUUGCAAAACGACAGCUUCUUGUAAUGUUGACUGUGACGAACAGAAACAGUUCGUCUGUGGGUCGGACAAUAAAUUUUACAAGAACGAGUGUGAAAUGAAACGUGAAAAUUGCGGCAAGCAUAUUUACGUCGUUCCAAUAAAGAGGUGUCUGGCUGGUUUCGUAUUCAAAGGUUGUCAAAAAAUCUGUCCGACAUACUACGAGCCAAUCUGUGGCACAGACAAUAUGACUUACAGUAAUCAGUGCUUCCUAGAAAUGGAAAACUGUAGAUCACGAUCACUCGUCACUAGGAAGUCUAUGGGAACUUGUACUGAACCGAUCGAUGAAAUUCCUAAGAAUUAUUUGUAUUGAGUAUGAUGUGCGCUAAAUUAUUAAUCGGACUUUCGUGAAUCUCAUCAUUUGAUAAGGCUUAAAAUGUUUAUAAAAUAUUGAAGUAUUAGCAUUUGGUAGUUACGGUGAAUAAUUUAUUUAUAAAAUGUGCCAAUUGCCAAUAUAGAUCAACGAUUACCUAUACAUAAUAACCAUUAUGCCAAUUAGUUGAUAAUUAUGAUAUUCCGAGCUGUGUGUCUAUAUUUAUUUUAGUUAUAAGGCUGUAAUAUGAUUGAAAAUAAAUUUAU
Photinus pyralis (common eastern firefly) is the source of this 1902-nucleotide messenger RNA. RefSeq names its product agrin-like. The record is from RefSeq and is a predicted model, not a curated record. Gene Ontology annotation, molecular function: protein binding. NCBI's taxonomy places the organism in Eukaryota, Metazoa, Arthropoda, Insecta, Coleoptera, Lampyridae. The coding region runs from base 92 to 1636 and encodes 514 amino acids. The transcript is spliced from 8 exons. Gene Ontology annotation, biological process: multicellular organism development; cell differentiation.